This is a messenger RNA of Thunnus maccoyii (southern bluefin tuna), 2616 nucleotides long. RefSeq lists its product as uncharacterized. Gene Ontology annotation, cellular component: septin complex; septin ring; cell division site. The coding region runs from base 137 to 1183 and encodes 348 amino acids. The transcript is spliced from 12 exons. Gene Ontology annotation, molecular function: molecular adaptor activity; GTP binding; GTPase activity. The record is from RefSeq and is a predicted model, not a curated record. Gene Ontology annotation, biological process: cytoskeleton-dependent cytokinesis; regulation of exocytosis; cell division. Lineage: Eukaryota; Metazoa; Chordata; Actinopteri; Scombriformes; Scombridae.
GGGCGGACUCGCUGGGACGGUUUCCGGGGUUUCCCUUCCUGGGCUGGGACAGCGGCGAGAGGCAAAAACGCUCCUGUCGAUUAAGAUUAUCUCAAAGUUACGCUCAGGCUCUUCGGACAGCCAGUAAACCGUAGCAAUGUCUCAAUCUGGAGAGAAAGGGAAGUUCCCAGAUGCAGCAGGUUAUGUAGGGUUUGCCAACCUCCCAAACCAAGUGCACCGAAAGUCUGUGAAAAAAGGGUUUGAAUUCACCCUGAUGGUUGUAGGGGAGUCUGGUUUGGGCAAAUCAACACUUAUAAACAGCCUGUUUCUUACUGAUCUCUACCCUGAACGCUACAUCCCUGGUGCUGCAGAGAAGAUCGAGAGGACGGUGCAGAUCGAGGCAUCGACCGUGGAGAUCGAAGAAAGAGGAGUGAAGCUUCGCCUCACCGUGGUCGACACCCCUGGAUACGGAGAUGCUAUCAACAGCCAGGACUGCUUUAAGACCAUCAUCCAGUACAUUGACAAUCAGUUUGAGCGAUACCUUCAUGAUGAGAGCGGACUCAACCGAAGACACAUAGUGGACAACAGGGUGCACUGCUGCUUCUACUUCAUCUCUCCAUUUGGACACGGUCUAAAGCCUCUGGAUGUGGAGUUUAUGAAGGCCAUCCACAGCAAAGUUAACAUAGUCCCGGUCAUUGCUAAGGCUGAUACACUGACACUGAAGGAGAGGGACCGCCUGAAGAGGAGGAUCCUGGACGAGAUCGCAGAGCACGGGAUCAGAAUUUAUCAGCUACCUGACGCAGACUCUGACGAAGACGAGGAGUUCAAGGAGCAGACCAGAGUCCUCAAGGCGAGCAUUCCCUUUGCUGUCAUUGGCUCCAACCAGCUCAUUGAGGUAAAGGGAAAGAAGAUCCGAGGUCGUCUUUACCCAUGGGGAGUUGUGGAGGUGGAGAAUCCCGAGCACAAUGACUUCCUCAAGCUCCGCACCAUGCUUGUGACCCACAUGCAAGACCUGCAGGAGGUAACUCAGGAUCUGCAUUAUGAGAACUUCCGCUCAGAGAGACUGAAGAGAGCGGGCAGAGCUGUGGAUGAGGAUGUGGUGGAUAAGGACCAGAUCCUGCUCCAGAAAGAGGCCGAGCUGAGACGCAUGCAGGAGAUGAUCGCUCAGAUGCAGGCACAGAUGAAGAUGAAAACAGACGAGUAAAAGGGUCGAAGCAGAAGGGAGGCACAACAAACACACACACACACACACACAUGCACACACACACACACACACUCCUGGUCCUCCUGGUCCUCCUCUGAGUCCAUCCCUGUCUGCUGCCACCAUCCACCUUCCAGGAGUUUCCACAUCAUCAUCUCCUUCCCUCCAGUCAUCCAUCCAUCAGAUGUUCAGGAGCUCCACACUGAUGUUUUUGUUUGUUUUUAAAUUUUUCUUCUUUAAAGACUCCACUUAACAAUCAUGUAUCAACUAUUUUGUGAUUUUGUGUGUCCUAGUUUUCUGCGAGCGACUUGAUAGACUUAAUAUACAGUGAAAUGUUCGAAUAGUGGAUGAUAAUUGUUGUUAAUUUAAUCUAGAUCUUAACAUUAUGGUCCACAGAGCUGCCAGCGACAACGGUACUAAGAGGUUUUGCCAUCACACUAACAUGUUUACAAAAAUGAGUCCAGUCUUCAGAUGGCACCAUUUUCCAUUUAUUUUGCUGUCAGUUUAAAACUAGUUUUGAAUAUUUUUUAUCUUAAAAGUAAAGAACUGUUUGCUUCUCAUGUCUUUCUGUUUGGCUUAUGAGUAAUUCUCAAGCCCAACGUCUUUACCUCUUUCAGACCUUCAGUGCCUCUUCAUCACUUCACAACUUUAACGUUAGCCAAGUGCUGUUUGUCUCCAUCUGAUUAUGCAAUAAAUAUAAAUAUCACCACAGUAAAUGUGGUUUAUAAUGAGGUUAACUUUCCCUGUCGAGAAUGAGGAAUGUGCCGUUCAUGUGCCGGGAUUUCAGGUGAAAUAUUUGUCCUUAAUUGUGUUAAAAUAGAAAUUUUAUUUUGUAGCCAACAACACAAACUUUAGAAGUUGGUUUGUUUGGUUUUUAGGAUGCAAAGCUACUAAAAACAAGUAGUGAGAAUAAUACUACACUGUUAAUAAAGACAAACACUCAGACUGUAUGGAAAUGUUAUAAAGUGCCAUGUUGUUAAUAUUGUUAUGAUGUUGUCGUCAUCGAAAGCUGCGUGAUCUUAGUGUCUGUGCCAAACCACGACUACAGACUGAAAACUAAUCGCACUCUCCAGUCUGGAAACUAAAUAUGAGCUCACAUUUGCACCAGUGACGUCAUUAAAUGUGUAAAAUGUGACGUGUUUGUACACUACAUGAGCAGUCCGUCUUCAUACUACUUGGGCUUUUCCACUUUAUAAAAUCAGAUACUAUAUUAUGUAAUUGUUGUAAGUGUAAAUUCCCUCCAGCCUUCUGUCAGCAGCAGACUAAACCGUUUAACUUUGCUGUCACUGAUGUGCCAUUCAGAAUUUCUGUUUUGUUUUUCUGUUUUCUUUUGUUCUUCUAUGCAAAUAUUUGUCAAAGGUACUAAGACAAACAUAAUUAUUACUUGUUAACCAUAUGUCCGUUUUUAGGCUUCAACAUUUUUUUUUUUUUGUAUU